AUGCCUAGACCAGAAAAACAAUUUUUAAAUACAGGGUUGGCAGACGAAUGCACCGGAGGAAACAAAUGUACCCGAAACUGUCAAUGCGGCAACUGCAAUCCUAGAGGAGUAGGAGCCUGUAAACCCAACCUAUGUACAUCUACUAACUGCCAAUGCUGUAAAGACAAUGAUGGUGGUGCUAUCUCCUCUUUCAACACAUUUACUUCACAAUUCUUAAUGAUCAUCUUGGCCUUUACCGGAGAUGGUUAUUUGAAGACUUACUCCAAGUAUGAGCAUGAUCGUAGUAAAUGGCCAACUAAAGACUGUGGGUUCUUUAAGUCCUUAGGAUACUGGACAUGGAAUGGAAUGAAGGUGGCAUGCAAGAGUGUUAAGUCCUCCUUUACCACUAAUGUCAGAUGCAAGGUCUUGGGUAAAUCAGAGGCCCUACUCAUUGUUUAUGAAGAUACUCCACCUGAGGACGACGAUCCCUUUUUUGAUCUACCAUUCAUUAAGAAGAAAGAAGAGGUCGAAUGCACACCAUAUCCUUUUGUGCCUCCUUACUAA
Molecule: messenger RNA, 543 nt
Organism: Theileria equi strain WA
Lineage: Eukaryota; Apicomplexa; Aconoidasida; Piroplasmida; Theileriidae
Exons: 2
Coding region: 1-543 (180 amino acids)
Source: RefSeq, a predicted model, not a curated record